This is a messenger RNA of Loxodonta africana (African savanna elephant), 1484 nucleotides long. Its product is annotated as SERPINE1 mRNA-binding protein 1-like. The record is from RefSeq and is a predicted model, not a curated record. Lineage: Eukaryota; Metazoa; Chordata; Mammalia; Proboscidea; Elephantidae. Gene Ontology annotation, cellular component: cytoplasm; nucleus. The transcript has a single exon. Gene Ontology annotation, molecular function: mRNA 3'-UTR binding.
UAACAGCUCUAGCCAUCUGGGGAAAGGAUGUCAGAGCUCCAAAGGCGAAAAUAAUCAAAUUAGCUCCCUCAACCAACCCAUUUGGGCAUAUCAAAACAAAACAAAGGCCAUCUUGUGGGAAGUGCUGAAACAGGCACUCUUGGCUCAGCGCGGCCCGCUGCAAUCCGUGGAGGAACGUGCCGCCCAGCCACCAUCAUGCCUGGGCACUUACAGGAAGGCUUCGGCUGCAUGGUCGCCAGCCGAUUUGACCAGUUAUUUGAUGACGAAUCAGAUCCCUUCGAUGCGUUGAAGGUGGUGGAGAACAAGAAAAAAGAAGCUGGUGGAGGCAGUGUUGGGGGCCCUCUGGCCAAGGGCGCACCCCAGACCAACUCCUAUGAGGCAGGCAAACAGUUGAGUAAAGAGUCCCAGAAAGACCACAAGAACCCACUGCCUCCCAGUGCUGGCGUGGUUGACAAGAAAGAGGAGACGCAGCCACCCGUGGCGCUUAAGAAAGAAGGAAUUAGACGUGUUGGAAGAAGACCUGAUCAGCAACUUCAGGGUGAAGGGAAAAUAACUGAUAGAAGACCAGAAAGCUGACCACCUCAGGAAAGACGAUUUGAAAAACCACUUGAAGAAAAGGGUAAAGGAGGAGAAUUUUCAUUUGAUAGACCAAUCAUUGAUUGGCCUAUUCGGGGCUGUGGUGGUCCUGGAAGAGGUCGAGGAGGCCGUGGACGUGGAAUGGGCCAAGGAGAUGGAUUUGAUUCUCAUGGCAAUUGUGAAUUUGAUAGGCAUAGUGGAAGUGAUAGAUCUGGCCUGAAAGACGAAGACAAACGGGGAGGUAGCAAAUCUCACAACUGCGGGACUGUCAAAGAUGAAUUAACUGACUUGGAUCAAUUGAAUGUGACUGAGGAAUCACCUGAAGGUGAAGAACAUCCAGUGGCAGACACUGAGAAUAAGGAGAACGAAGUCAAAGAGGUAAAAAAAGAGGGUCCAAAAGAGAAGACAUUGGAUGAGUGGAAGGCUAUUCAAGAUAAGGACUGGGCAAAAGUAGAAUUUAAUAUCGGAAAACCAAAUGAAGGUGCUGAUGGGCAGUGGAAGAAGGGAUUUGUUCUUCACAAGUCAAAGAGUGAAGAGGCUUAUGCUGAAGAUUCGGUCAUGGAUCAUCAUUUCCGGAAGCCAGCAAAUGAUACAACGUCCCAGCUGGAGAUCAACCUUGGAGACCUUGGCCGACCAGGACGUGGUGGCAGGGGAGGAAGAGGUGGAUGUGGGUGUGGUGGGCGUCCCAAUCAUGGCAGCAGGACUGACAAGUCAAGUGCUCCUGCCCCUGAUGUAGACGACCCAGAGGCAUUUCCAGCUCUGGCCUCACUGGAUGCCAUAAGACAACCCUGGUUCCUUUGUGGACCCUCCUCUCUCAGGCUUUGCAUGCUUAAGGAUCCCAAACAACUAAGAAAUUAAAAAAAAAAAAAAGACUCAUUCAUACCAUUCACAGCUAAAGAGUGAAUUUC